AUGAAACCAGAAAUUUUAGUAAUGAAAAUAAUAGAAGCUGUUGAAACAGAUUCCCCAACUGUAAUAACUUUCAAUGGUAAAAAAAUCAACAUAACUAAAAAACUUAUUGAUAAAUACAAAUAUUGUAAAGUCAGAGAUGAUAUAGACUUAGAAAGAAUUGACACAAAUGUAAAAAAAGGUGGAUUUAUAUUUUCCCUACCUUUAAUAUUUGCUGGUCUUACUGCGGUGGGUGCAAUAGCUGGUGGUGCAGCUGCUGGAGUACGUACUGCCAACGAAGAUAAAGCAGCUAAAGUAACAGCUGCCGAAGAACGCGGUAGUUCCGGUUCUGGGAAAACUCAUCUCACUUUUAACAUGUUGACAACACCAAACCUUUUAGAUUUCGAAUCACUAUAUAUCUACACAACAAUACCAGAGCAAUCGUAUUAUCAAUUCCUCAAAGCUUUAGAAUAUUUACCAAAGAAGGAUGUUCAAGAAGUGGAAAUAAAAGAUAUCAUAGAUAACUACAUCGAAGCAAAGAAUCCAACGGAUAUAAAAGUUUUUCUUACGAAAAAUGUUAAUGACCUAGACUUGUCUAAUAUUGAUAGCAAUCGAAAGAACUUAAUAUUAUUUGACAACUGCGUAGCGCAAAGAAAUCAAGCUGUUCAACAAGAAUUCUUCACGAAAGGAAGACAUCACAACUGUCACUGCAUAUACCAAUCCCAAUCUUUUUAUGGGAUGGAUUCUAUGCUCAUUAGAAAAAAUGCAAAUUGUUUUUUAUUUUGA
Lottia gigantea (owl limpet) is the source of this 762-nucleotide messenger RNA. RefSeq lists its product as hypothetical. The coding region runs from base 1 to 762 and encodes 253 amino acids. The transcript has a single exon. The record is from RefSeq and is a predicted model, not a curated record. NCBI's taxonomy places the organism in Eukaryota, Metazoa, Mollusca, Gastropoda, Lottiidae.